GGGUGGCCAGGAGGAAGGGGAGAGAUUAGGCAGCCAUCAGUCUCCUCCUGUUUCUCCCAGAACAGGUGAUGCUUCUAAAUUGUGAUCCCUUUCUGGAGGCAGCGCUGCCGCUGGAAGGAUGCGAGCGACCUAGGGCGGAGGGCCUGAGGCGGCAGAUCUGAACUUGCGGAGGAGAACACCCAAACUUUAACUACAUCAGUCCGCACCUCACGCGUGAAGCAAGGGACGGGUUAUCCUUUUUCCCCCCCUCAAGAGAGACUGAAACUUCGGCACUUGAUCCCUUUUCUUGGAUUGCUUUGGAGGAGACGGUUUCGUGACAGCUUUGGGAACAGUGAGGACAGUGUUGUAACUCUUAUUUUUAAAGAGACAGUAGAGCAGACUUUUUAAAUGUUUGGGAUUCAAGAUACUUUAGGAAGAGGACCAGCUCUGAAAGAGAAAUCGCUGGGCGCCGAGAUGGAUUCGGUCAGGUCUUGGGUCCGGAAUGUCGGCGUGGUGGAUGCCAACGUCGCGGCGCAGAGCGGAGUCGCCCUGUCCCGGGCCCACUUUGAGAAGCAGCCUCCCUCCAACUUGAGGAAAUCCAACUUCUUUCACUUCGUCCUGGCGCUCUACGACAGGCAGGGGCAGCCGGUGGAGAUCGAGCGCACCGCCUUCGUAGACUUUGUGGAGAACGACAAAGAACAAGGCAAUGAGAAGACCAACAACGGCACGCACUACAAGUUACAGCUCCUCUACAGCAACGGCGUCCGCACGGAGCAGGACCUGUACGUCAGGCUCAUCGACUCGGUCACCAAGCAGCCCAUAGCUUACGAGGGACAAAAUAAGAAUCCGGAAAUGUGCCGAGUUCUCCUGACACACGAAGUGAUGUGCAGUCGAUGUUGUGAAAAGAAGAGUUGUGGAAACCGAAAUGAGACUCCUUCAGACCCUGUCAUCAUCGACAGAUUCUUUUUAAAAUUUUUCCUCAAGUGCAAUCAGAAUUGUUUGAAAACAGCAGGAAACCCGAGGGACAUGAGAAGGUUUCAGGUUGUGUUGUCAACAACGGUGAAUGUGGAUGGGCAUGUACUGGCUGUUUCCGACAAUAUGUUUGUUCAUAACAACUCGAAGCACGGGCGGAGAGCAAGAAGACUGGACCCGUCGGAAGCUACCCCCUGCAUCAAAGCCAUUAGCCCAAGUGAAGGCUGGACCACAGGAGGAGCCAUGGUCAUCAUCAUUGGGGACAACUUCUUUGACGGCCUCCAAGUGGUGUUUGGGACCAUGCUUGUAUGGAGCGAGCUAAUAACUCCUCAUGCCAUCAGAGUGCAGACUCCUCCUCGGCACAUCCCCGGAGUAGUAGAAGUGACAUUAUCUUAUAAAUCCAAACAGUUCUGCAAAGGAGCUCCAGGGAGGUUCAUUUACACAGCAUUAAAUGAACCCACCAUAGACUAUGGCUUCCAGAGACUGCAGAAAGUUAUCCCGAGGCAUCCCGGAGAUCCGGAGAGAUUAGCUAAGGAAAUGCUGUUGAAAAGAGCUGCAGAUCUAGUGGAGGCUCUCUAUGGCACACCACACAAUAACCAGGACAUCAUUUUGAAGCGAGCCGCAGACAUUGCUGAAGCUCUCUACAGUGUCCCCAGGAAUCCCAGCCAGAUCCCAGCGCUGUCCAGCUCUCCAGCUCACAGUGGCAUGAUGGGCAUCAAUUCUUAUGGCAGCCAGCUUGGAGUCAGCAUCUCAGAGUCAACACAGGGAAAUAAUCAAGGCUACAUCCGCAACACAAGCAGCAUCUCUCCACGGGGCUACUCCUCCAGCUCCACCCCUCAGCAGUCUAAUUACAGCACCUCCAGUAACAGCAUGAAUGGCUACAGCAAUGUCCCUAUGGCCAACCUGGGCGUUCCAGGGUCACCAGGAUUUCUAAAUGGCUCCCCCACAGGCUCCCCUUAUGGAAUCAUGUCAUCAAGUCCCACUGUUGGAUCUUCCAGCACAUCCUCCAUCCUCCCAUUUUCCUCUUCAGUUUUUCCUGCUGUCAAACAGAAGAGUGCCUUUGCCCCUGUCAUCAGGCCCCAAGGCUCCCCUUCGCCCGCCUGCUCCAGUGGCAAUGGAAAUGGAUUCAGAGCCAUGACCGGACUUGUCGUGCCCCCGAUGUAAAGAAGAGGAAGAAUUGCUUUCUUAUAGCACAAAACUACUUACUCUGAUGGACCAAUAAUGAAGAAAGCACUAUAAGCUCUUUGGGGAGACUUGUACCCCAAAAUGAACAUGAUGGACAGAUUUGGGUAUGCAAGGAGCUUACCUGCUCUCAUGUUUCUCGUGUAGCUCUGAUGGGGCUACACAAACUGACCCUCUUGGGGACAAGGACAAAAGAUGUCAUUGACAUAGUCAGUGCAAAGAGCAGAAAUGCAAUUCUUUGUUAUGAACAUUAUGAGAACCACCUUCCUAUGUUUGUAAAAUAUUUAAGAAAAAAAAUUGGCAAACAAUUCACGCUUAAUAUUUUGGAUACUAUUUGUUUUUCUUUGUAGGAAAAAAAGUUGAAAGUUUCUAUUUUCUAUGAAGCCUUUCAGAUACCAAUUUAGUUUAUGCAGAAAAAAAAUUGAACAAAACAGGGUACCAGCAUGGAAGACUUUCUUAAAACGAAACCUGAAUUGAAUGAUGAAAUGUUGUUGUAUGUGUGUUUGCUUAUAGUAUAACCUCUUUAAAAAACAAAACAAAACAAAACAAAAAAAAAGGGAAAAAUUUUAAAAUGUUUUACAAUUAUUUAAAUAAAUAAACGUGUAACUUAUUGUAAGUAGAGGUAGAAAUUAAGACCUUUUUGGAAGAGAGGAAUUUCUCUUCCUGAUGUAAAAUGAAAAUGAUGCAAACAUGUAGUAACAAGUUUAAAAGGUGUGUGAUUAUUACUGCAGUUACUUACUAGACUCUUAUCCCCCAUCCUGCAUCCCCCUCUUUUUCCGUCAUUUUACUGACCCACACCCAAGAACAUGUACCUUAUGUAGAUUCCUAGAGAACACCCCCAUACAAAAACCAAGAUUCAAGUCCAUGCACAUACACAAAUACUCAAGCCCAUCAAUUCAUUCCCAGCUCCGUCUGUAUU
Ceratotherium simum simum (southern white rhinoceros) is the source of this 3052-nucleotide messenger RNA. It is a transcript of the gene EBF2, whose product is annotated as EBF transcription factor 2. NCBI's taxonomy places the organism in Eukaryota, Metazoa, Chordata, Mammalia, Perissodactyla, Rhinocerotidae. The record is from RefSeq and is a predicted model, not a curated record. Gene Ontology annotation, molecular function: DNA binding; DNA-binding transcription factor activity. Gene Ontology annotation, biological process: regulation of DNA-templated transcription.